AUCUCCGGCAGGAGGACAGAGAGAACCCCUGCGAGGCAAACCUUCCCCAAAGCGUGGGGUCCGCGGGAGACCGGGAUGGCGCCACUGGGCCUGGCACGCUGGCUGCUGUCGGCCGCCCUCUUCUCCCUGCUGGGCGGGAGCAUGGCCUUCCUGUCCCAUCACCGACUGAAGGGCCGCUUCCAGAGGGACCGCCGGAAUAUCCGGCCCAACAUCGUGCUGGUGCUGACCGAUGACCAGGACGUGGAGCUGGGUUCCAUGCAGGUAAUGAACAAGACGAGGCGGAUCAUGGAGCAGGGGGGCGCGCACUUCGUGAACGCCUUCGUGACCACGCCCAUGUGCUGCCCAUCCCGCUCCUCCAUCCUCACCGGCAAGUACGUGCACAACCACAACACCUACACCAACAACGAGAACUGCUCCUCGCCGUCCUGGCAGGCACAGCAUGAGGGCCGCACGUUCGCCGUGUACCUCAACAACACCGGCUACCGCACGGCCUUCUUCGGGAAAUACCUCAAUGAGUACAACGGCUCCUAUGUGCCGCCUGGCUGGAAGUCAUGGGUCGGCCUCCUUAAAAACUCUCGCUUCUACAACUACUCGCUGUGCCGGAACGGGGUGAAGGAGAAACACGGCUUCGACUACUCCAAGGAUUACCUCACAGACCUCAUCACCAACGACAGCGUGAGCUUCUUCCGUGCCUCCAAGAAGAUGUACCCGCACCGGCCCGUCCUCCUGGUCAUCAGCCACGCUGCCCCCCACGGCCCCGAGGACUCCGCGCCCCAGUACUCACACCUCUUCCCCAACGCGUCCCAGCACAUCACGCCCAGCUACAACUACGCACCCAACCCGGACAAGCACUGGAUCAUGCGCUACACGGGGCCCAUGAAGCCCAUCCACAUGGAGUUCACCAACAUGCUUCAGCGCAAGCGUCUGCAGACGCUCUUGUCAGUGGAUGACUCCAUGGAGAUGAUUUACAACAUGCUGGUGGAGACGGGCGAGCUGGACAACACCUACAUCGUGUACACCGCCGACCACGGCUACCACAUCGGCCAGUUUGGCCUGGUGAAGGGCAAGUCCAUGCCCUAUGAGUUCGACAUCAGGGUCCCAUUCUACAUACGGGGCCCCAAUGUGGAGGCCGGCUCUGUGAACCCCCACAUCGUCCUCAACAUUGACCUGGCCCCCACCAUCCUGGAGAUUGCCGGCCUGGACAUCCCCGCAGACAUGGAUGGAAAGUCCAUCCUGAAACUGCUGGACACGGAGCGGCCAGGGAACAGGUUCCACUUGAAAAAGAAGCUGCGGGUCUGGCGGGACUCCUUCCUGGUCGAGAGAGGCAAGCUGCUGCACAGGAGGGAUGGGGACAAGGUGGACGCGCAAGAGGAGAACUUCCUGCCCAAGUACCAGCGGGUGAAGGACCUGUGCCAGCGCGCCGAGUACCAGACGGCCUGCGAGCAGCUGGGGCAGAAGUGGCAAUGCGUGGAGGAUGCCUCGGGGAGACUAAAGCUGCACAAGUGUAAGGGUCCUGUGAGGCUGGGCGGCGGCAGCGCCCUCUCCAACGUGGUGCCCAAGUACUACGGGCCGAGCAGUGAGGCGUGCACGUGUGACAGCGGGGAGGACCAGCUGGGCCUGGCCGGACGUCGGAAGAAGUUCUUCAAGAAGAAGUACAAGGCCAGCUACACCCGGAAUCGCUCCAUCCGCUCGGUGGCCAUCGAGGUGGGAGGCACGGUGUACCACGUGGGCAUGGAUGACGCGCUUCCGCCCCGCAACCUGACCAAGCGGCACUGGCCAGCCGCUCCGGAGGACCAAGAGGACAAGGAUGCUGGGAGCUUCAGUGGCACUGGAGGCCUCCCAGACUACACAGCCCCCAACCCCAUUAAAGUGACCCAUCGGUGCUACAUCCUUGAGAACGACACGGUCCAGUGCGACCUGGACCUGUACAAGUCCCUGCAGGCCUGGAAAGACCACAAGCUGCACAUCGACCACGAGAUCGAGACCCUGCAAAACAAAAUCAAGAACCUGAGGGAAGUCCGCGGUCACCUGAAGAGGAAGCGGCCGGAAGAGUGCGACUGCCACAGGAUCAGUUACCACGCUCAGCACAAAGGCCGCCUCAAGCACAAAGGCUCCAGCCUGCAUCCUUUCCGGAAGGGGCUGCAGGAGAAGGACAAGGUGUGGCUGCUACGGGAGCAGAAGCGGAAGAAGAAGUUGCGCAAGCUGCUGAAGCGGCUGCGGAACAAUGACACCUGCAGCAUGCCGGGCCUCACGUGCUUCACACACGACAACCAGCACUGGCAGACCGCACCCCUCUGGACCCUGGGGCCUUUCUGCGCAUGCACCAGCGCCAAUAACAACACCUACUGGUGCCUGAGGACCAUCAACGAGACCCACAACUUCCUCUUCUGUGAGUUCGCAACCGGCUUCCUGGAGUACUUCGACCUCAACACUGACCCCUACCAGCUGAUGAAUGCGGUGGACACGCUGGACAGGGGAGUCCUCAAUCAGCUGCACGUGCAGCUCAUGGAGCUGCGGAGCUGCAAGGGGUACAAGCAAUGCAACCCCCGGACCCGGAGCAUGGACCUCGGACUUAAAGAUGGAGGAAGCUACGAGCAGUACAGGCAGUUUCAGCGUCGAAAAUGGCCAGAAAUGAAGAGACCUUCUUCCAAGUCACUGGGACAACUGUGGGAAGGCUGGGAAGGCUAAGAAGCAAAGAGAUGGACCUCCAAGACCAGAGGCCUUACCUAACUGGACAGGCCAUGAAACCCAUGCAAUUCGCAGCAGACCUGGGCUUGAGGCCCCAAGGCCUGAGAGACAGCCUGCUUCAGUCAGUGUGGGAAUCCUGGAGGACCACUGUCAGGAGCAGAGACUUCAGGAAGUCCAUUCUGCCUGGGCUUUGCUUUGGAUUAUACCUCAGCAGCUGCACAAUGAAUUUUCAUAUCAAAGUCACCACUAGCCCUCUCUGCAAGGCUCAUAGGGAAAAAGAACAGAGAGAGAUGUUCAGUGAGGCUUCCGCCAGGGGGUGAAAAGUCAUGGAAUCAAAUCCUAGGGCAAGACAGCCCUGCUCAACUCAUCCCCCUGUUGUAUUUUGUCACAAGAAAAGGAACUGAAAAGCAGAUGGGCAGCUCACAGAUGCUGAAAGCAGCAUGUGGAGCUUGGUGAUGAAUGAAGAGCACAAGAAAAGUGACAUUUACCUAGUCCCAAUGCCCUGGCUGCCUCCAAGGAAGCUGCCUUCACUGUAUAUAUGUGACUACUUACAUGGGACCAACAUGGGAUUUCCUACUAGAUCCCCUAACAGUUCCCAAGUUCCCAGACAGGUGGUGUCAGUCUGAGUGCUCUGUGCCAAGGUGGGGGGAAGACCCUGGUGCUGUGCACACCCUGUUCCUGCGGACACCACCCGGCACUCAUCCUGUGUCCAGCCCAGAACUGACAUUUUUGUAAGGUACUGGAAGGAAACCAAGUCGAUGUAUGUCCCACGUUUUAAUGACAUUGUAUUUGUAAAUCAAUUUUGUAGUGUAAGUACUGUCGUAUGAUGUUCAGAAUCCCAGCCGAUGACCAGCCGUCGGUAUGAAGAAAAACUGGGAUUUUGUAAAAGGCCAUUCUUGGGA
This is a messenger RNA of Dipodomys spectabilis (banner-tailed kangaroo rat), 3590 nucleotides long. RefSeq names its product sulfatase 2 (gene Sulf2). Gene Ontology annotation, molecular function: N-acetylglucosamine-6-sulfatase activity; calcium ion binding; glycosaminoglycan binding. The record is from RefSeq and is a predicted model, not a curated record. NCBI's taxonomy places the organism in Eukaryota, Metazoa, Chordata, Mammalia, Rodentia, Heteromyidae. The transcript has 20 exons. Gene Ontology annotation, cellular component: cell surface; Golgi apparatus; endoplasmic reticulum. The coding region runs from base 76 to 2688 and encodes 870 amino acids.